AUGGUUCGCACAGGUUACCGGACGAUUCUGGAAACCGCGAAGCUACUCGCCCUCAGAGAGGAGCUUGAGGCUGAGCUCGAGCGUCAUGUCGCGCUCAGAACAAUUAGAUUCAAUCGGGUGCGCGCAGGUACUUACGACGAAGGAACUGUUGUCCAGGGUAUCCACAUCAUAGCAGCGGACAAGUGGGACUUGGUGAUCUGUGGAAUGGAAAUCGCGGGUGGGCGGCGAGAUGGGCAUUAUUGGGCUCGCAUACGUGGAGCUGAUGAGUGGAUCAAGUUUGGAAGCCAGCUCGUCAUCAACGGCAACGACAUCACUGAAGAGGUGGUGAAGUCGGGUGGGCAUGUGGAUCUCCAAUGGGCGGAGACAGAGACACCACCAGAGUACAGACACCCCAUAGACCAAGAACGGGACGGGACGUAA
Molecule: messenger RNA, 420 nt
Organism: Alternaria conjuncta
Lineage: Eukaryota; Fungi; Ascomycota; Dothideomycetes; Pleosporales; Pleosporaceae
Exons: 2
Coding region: 1-420 (139 amino acids)
Source: RefSeq, a predicted model, not a curated record